Molecule: messenger RNA, 2801 nt
Organism: Linum tenue
Lineage: Eukaryota; Viridiplantae; Streptophyta; Magnoliopsida; Malpighiales; Linaceae
Source: the annotation of a GenBank genome assembly
UUAAAAAGAAAUUCAGAAACAGAACGGGAGAAAAGAAAACUGGCAGCUGACUGAAUAAAGCGAAGUAUCAGUUUCUUAUUUUCCUCUUCCAGCUCCGGUUUUCCUCGCCGCGAAAUUAAGCGAUCGGCCGAAAUUCCUCUCCACGCCGACAAUCCUGCACGCCGGAUUCCGAUUCAUAAACAGCUUCAUCUCUGUUCCAAUUCCAUCGUGUAAUCCCCUCCGUAAAUAAAUGGCUGGUAGAAACCGCAUCCCUCGUGAAGCAUACGGCGAUCGGCGUGGGUUUCCACCGCCGGAGAGGCAUUUCAUGCGUGGCCCACCGCAUCAUCAUCGUCCUCCGCCUCCUCACCCUGCUUUACUGGAGGAGGAGCUCGAAAUGCAGCAUGUUGAGAUGCGAAGGCUGUUGGGAGAUAAUCGAAGGCUGGUUGAAGAUAGAAUAGCUCUGCAGCAGGAGCUUGGUGCGGCAAAGGAGGAGCUUCAUCGUAUGAGUAUUAUUAUUAGUGAGAUUCGUAGUGAUCAGGAGAUGCGGUCCAGGGAGCUUAUUGAGAAAGAGAUGAAGCUGGAAGCUGAUCUUCGGGCCACUGAGCCUUUCAAGGCUGAAGCUGUUCAGCUGCGUGCGGAAGUGAAGAAACUUAAUAGCGCAAAGCAGGAACUUGCCAGCCAAGUUCAGACUCUGAAGCAGGACCUUACGAGAGUGAAAUCUGAGAAUCAGCAGAUUCCGAAUUUCAGGAGCGAGAUUGACGGGUUGCAUAAGGAGCUUAUGCGUGCAAGAGCUGCUAUUGAUUAUGAGAAGCAGGCGAAUAUCGAGUUGAUGGAGCAGCGACAAGGAUUGGAGAAGAAUAUGAUUUCUAUGGCACGGGAAGUCGAGAAGCUCCGUGCGGAGCGUGCCACUGCUGAUCCACGCUCGUGGGGUUCUGGUAUACCCUUAAAAUGUGGACCUUAUGGAAUGAAUUACGGCAACCCAGAGGGCUCCUUACCUGCUUCUUAUGGACAAGGAUAUGCAGCUCAUAUGGAUGCCAUUGCUACUGACAAAGGCCCUAUGUAUGGGACUGGCCAAGCUUCACGGGAGAAGCGGCCCCGACGCUAAGAUGGUUGCCAUUUGAUUCUCUGAAAGACCAGGAACACCUUCUUUGGCUAUUGUUAGUGAGGCUGCCGGUUGUUUACCAGUGGUAUUUUAUCUAAAUACGUUGUUUGCCACUAUCAACUGGUUUAUGCAUUACUCGAACUGUUACUACUUUGCUUCAGUGAUCGUACCAUUUUGCAUUUUAUAUCCUAAUAAUACCAUGGUAAAGUGGGAGUUUGUACCUAUGCUAAGGCUUAGUCUUCUAUAAUUUAUUAUCUCUGUUUCCACUAAGGAUUGGCAUGCAUAUCAGUUCUUCUAGAAGCUAAUAGCUAUAAUGUUGUGGAUUCAUGGCCCUGUGAUAUGUGAAUGGCAAUAAUUUAGUAUAGGAUGUAAGAUAAGAGGAGGUGGGACUAAGGAGAAAAGCAAGGUUUAGAAACUAGAUGACCUUACAACAUUGAAAUUAGUUUCAACUUUAUUUGUUAUGUACGAUGCUUAAAGUCAGUGUGGGAGAAUUCCCAAACUGGAGUUCAACUUACAAGAUUGGAUCAGUUCGGUGGUGAGGGGUCUGGGGAUGUUCAUUUUGGUUUGUUGAACUAUACUAGAUGAAUAUUAUGACAAUUCCUUUAGCUUCUAGCACCCAUUGUAGUUCUUUAGACGAAUUCAAAUGCUCAUGGACGAAGCUAAGUCAAGGGAGGGAAAUGCUGGAGCUACAUCAGCUCCUGCAUUCCAUGUGACACCAUAGAUUGCAGGUAUUAGUGUUCACAUCUCUGAUGUACGUGACCACUUGUAUGUUCCAAAGUGGGAAUUAAAGCCAACGAGUUUUUGUUAGCUGCUCGAUUUAUAUAGACUUAGAUGCCCUGUCCCUGGUUUAAGGUAUCUUAGGUCUCGGGAUGUAAAGGAGCUGACUUUUAAAGUAUUCUGUCUCCUUCCUUUUAACAUAGGCUUUUGGAUGUUAUAUUUGAGGCCAGUUCUAAUGCAUCAAGUGGUGGAGCCUUGGAGGUGACUCAACGAACCAAAAAAUGAGCAGAACUUAACUAGCCCCUAUGAUUGACUUUUGUGAAUAAGCAAACCCACCAGUGGUUUAUGGACAUGGAAAAUGUCCUAUAAAACUGGAGGAUAUGGUAGGAGGUUCAGCCAUAAUUUGGAAUGUUACAAUAUCCUCUUGGACCAAAGUUUGCACCUUCUGCAUACUUUGCCAUGGUGGUCUACGACCCUUGGUGCCUCAUUCGGUUUGCUCAGUGAACCCAUUAAACAUCCUGGUCGCAUAGCCACGUAGAAGACACUUCUUGCUGUCAAAUGACCCACCUACAAUUUCUGAAGGCCACUGAGCAUGCAAUGGGAGGGGAAGCUGUUCGACUAACACUACAUAGGCAGAUGAGAAUAUCCCAUCGCCAUCGGAGAAGAUUUCACGAGUUUCACAGUAUCUGCUCAGUGUUGCUUCACCAAUGCUAUGUCAGCUGCCGUUAUGAUGUUACGGUAAAGUGGGAAGCACAAAAGGUCAGAUGGAAUGAGGUAAGCUUCCAAAGGGGAGGGGAGGUGGUUUGUCGCUCUAUCAAAAGGAAGAAGAAAACCCUGGCCCUGUUCGUAAGGGCAGGUGUUUCGAGAUUACCUAGCUUGCUUUCUCAUUGAUCAAUCCUAGCAAUGGUUGGAGCGAAACUUGGAUUUGGAACUACCCUGCUCUGCUCGGAAACACAUCUCUUCCAUGUCUUACCGCUCUGUGUCUCCCCGUAGAAGUUCUUUC